CCGAUGGACGAAUUAUAAUACUCACCUCGUAUUUAUCACACUAUUCAUGGUCAACCAUUGAAAUAACGUAAGGUGUGUGUGAAGAUCAAGAGUUUAAUAAAUAUUAUCAUAAUAAUAAUAAUAAUAAUAAAAAUAACAGUUUAAACGGUGGGUGUUCAUUUAAAAAUUUUUCACGGUUCGUUAUUCUUCAAUCGUGAGAUUAUCUGCACGAAACAACAUCAAUCAUGAAAGGUAUAACAAUUAUUAUCGUUAUCCUAGUUAUUGGAAUUACUCGAGCACAACUCAAUUACGAAGGUAAUCCGUUGACCGAAAAUACCGAAUACACGGCCGAGGAAUCGGAAUUUUCAUCGAAAGUUGUUAAACCAUCGAUUAACGGACCACAAAAAUUGUAUCCGAUAUUUCGCGAAAGUAAGGAUGUUAUUUCAAAGGAUACGAAAUUAGAAGAUGAGGAAUCCGAUCGAGACGUUUCGUUAACAAACUUCGAUCAAACUGAAACAUCAGAGUUGGUUAAUAUUGCAUCGGCUCGUGAACUUCCGGAUAAUGUUUAUAACAAAGUGCAACAAUCUCAGAUAAUUCAACCUGUAACUAAUACGGUCAAGACACCUGCAGAAAUAGCGUUGAACACGUUUCUCAAUUCCAAAACACCUGAGGAGUCUCGAUUAUCUUUGGAUUAUUUUUUACAAAACAAUCAAUCACCAUCAACGUCCAAUAACGUUAUUUCGUUAAAUCAAAAACAACCGAUACAAAUUGUAUCUCAUAAUAAUCAACAAAUUCAACGACAACAACAACAAUCAGUGACAAAUCCUAUACAAAAACAAUUGUUUUAUCAGCCUCAAAAUGUAUUGCAAAUACCUGGACAAACUUAUGAUUAUACUGCACACUAUGCGGCCAAUUCUCAGAUAUUGCAACCUUCUCAGAUUGUUCAAACGAGUCCAGUGAUAUCAAAUCCAACUGCAUUGCAACAAUCGUCUAUUUUUUCUGAUCCCCUUGAAAUGAUUCAAUCAAGAAACGAUAUUGUUUCUCCAAUGAUGUGGCGUCAACGUAACAGGUGGAUUCGUGGUCAACCAUAUCCCUUUGCUCAGCCUAGAAUUGGUGGUGUUUUUUCUAAAGGUCCUAUCGUAGGACCGUUUCCACCACGUAAAGGUCCAGUCGAAUUAAUUUACACUAAACCACCACCACCUGGAUAUCAUCAUCGUGGUCCACCAUCUCACGGACCACCCAGUGAAGACGCCAGUGCUUGGUUUCCUGAUGCGAAUAAUCCACCCCCACCAGGGGAUAUAUAUUAUUCUCAAUUAUACGCUCAAUCUUACGAUCCCAAUUAUUACAAUUACAUAGCCAAAACUGGUAAAAUCAAGCCCCAUCUUUAUGGUAAAUUAGGUAAGUAUCCUGAACACGAGGACGGUGGAAUUUGGGCGGAACUUUAUCGUGGCUUUACUAAACACGGUUUAAAAAAUAUCAUGACACCGGGUUUCCUAUUGGGUAUGACACUGCCAAUGAUCACUGCCAUGCUUAUGGCAUUUGUACAGAAACGAUCUUUCGGAAGAUACGAUUCGAGAAAUCUUCAUGACUUAGAUCAUUUUCAAGAAUAUUUACAACGUCUACAACGAGCAAUGGAAUGUUAUGAAAGAAAGAGAAGAAAAACUGGUGAAGUUACGACAGAUGAGUGUUGAAAAGCCGCUACUCGGAGUAAGUAGCCGUUCAUUGACCGAGACCCAGUGACAAUCCGUCUCUUACCUAUUACUUUUUAUUUUUCUAACGUAUUAAUAUCACAUCGUUAGAUAUAUUUUAUAUAUAUUUAGAUAUAAU
This is a messenger RNA of Polistes canadensis, 1806 nucleotides long. RefSeq lists its product as uncharacterized. The transcript is spliced from 3 exons. Lineage: Eukaryota; Metazoa; Arthropoda; Insecta; Hymenoptera; Vespidae. The coding region runs from base 225 to 1670 and encodes 481 amino acids. The record is from RefSeq and is a predicted model, not a curated record.